Molecule: messenger RNA, 816 nt
Organism: Exophiala bonariae
Lineage: Eukaryota; Fungi; Ascomycota; Eurotiomycetes; Chaetothyriales; Herpotrichiellaceae
Exons: 1
Coding region: 1-816 (271 amino acids)
Source: RefSeq, a predicted model, not a curated record
AUGACCAAUCUCGCCCACGUCUCCGAGAAAGACGUCAGCCAUGGCAAAAUCUCGUCGCUAGACAAAGGCCUUACCGUUACAGGAACCACCAUCGCCAACGUUCUGGAGGAUGGCGUGACCGCUACUCUCCUGUUCGAAGAUGGCUCUGUCCUUGGCCCAACGGACAAAAACGAGAUCGUCAUCAAAGCCACUUCACGGCUGACAGGUGUCAUAAUCAAAGAUUCCGCCGCUUUCGACGGACAAUGGCAAGUUGCAUCUGCGUACGCAGCUGACGAAGGUUAUAAGGUCACAUUGAGGAGCAAAUCGGAUGAAAUCAUCAAUGAAAAUGGAUCAACCACAUGGACCUACAAUCUCAUUCUCGAACUCCAGCACCCGCUGACACGCACGCGUGAAUUGUAUCUACAUAGAGUCACCACGCCGGAACUGGUCGAGGAUACACCUCCAGCACCGGGGGCCCUAGAGGCCUUUCUCGCAUUGAUUUCUGACCGCAAUGAGAGUACAACUAUUACUCGGUCGAGAGAUUUCUUCGGUGCGAGCUUCGACUUUGGCCCGGUGGGAGUGGAUCUUGAGUGGGAUGUAGGCGAUCAGUCUUUGAAAGGGACACUCAAGCUGUUGGGGUAUGACACGAUAAGCGUGCACAUGAAAUUGGGCCAAGCUACCGACUUCAAUCUGCCUGAUGUAGGCCUUUACAGAAAGAUUCAUGUCUGGAUCUGGAUAUCAUCCGUGUCCGUGGACCUUGAGAUUCGGUAUGAAGAGUUCAAGUUUCCAAAGUAUGUGAAGAAGCAUCGUGAGAGGGAACCAUGUAUCAGAUUCUAG